UUUAUUAUUUGUUUGUAAGAGAAUCCUACUUAUGUGUGAUAUUUUGGACCUAGUGAGAGAUGAAUGAAACGCAGCACACGGAAAGUUGAUCGUUUUCUCUCAAGCAGAAGUUACUGAUUCAUUCUACCAGCAGAGGGCUCCCUUUUUAAGCUAAUAAGGAAGCAGUAUGUGUUUCGCCCAUCAACUUUUCAAAGACCAAAAUUGAAUGGGGAAAGACUCCGCUCACACUUUCAGUAAUGUAAUCGAUCCUCUGUGGUAGAGGAUUGUAGGUAUUGUGAGACAUUUGCAGCAGUUUUGAAAUCUCUCAAAGUCAAAGCUGUUGUUACGCUUUUCAAUGGGCAGUGUUCUGUGAUAGACUAGUUGGACUAGUCGGUAUUUUAAUCUUGGAAAGUUGUGACAUGAAACAUCAUGUAAAUUCAGGCAGAAUCGCUUAUGAGACUGGUGUUUCUGAGGUUUCUAGCUUUAGAAAGACUAUUUUUAAAAGUAGGGCAAGAUUUUGCAGCUCAGGAUGUAAAGGUAUUCUCUGAACUAACCUGUCCCUGUGAUAAGAAGGCAGGAGCUGCAAGAUUCACUUAGAGACUUUUUUCUUCCCACUGGCAAGUAGGUUUUUCAUGCUUUAUCAGUCACAUCAAAGGAAAGUCUGCGAAGCCCCUUGCCCCGGGAGCUUAGCACAUUUCCCAGGUAUUGCAAGUAAUCCUCAACCUGGGGCCUCCCUCUGUGGACUUUAUGGUUCACCCCUAGAGCUUCCUUUAGCAUUCUCUGCAUAUGACCCUGGGCUCCCCUUCCUGUACCGAGUCGGAGGGUCUUAAAGACAGAACCGUGUUGCCUCAGAAAGAAUUAGAAGGUGGUUUUUCAAACAUUUAAGGAGGCUAAAAAUAGAGAACAGAAAAAGUCAGUUUUGUUGUAGGUGUGAAUUUUUUCACAUGUGGCCUAAAAUACAUGAACUUAAGUUUCACUUGUUAAUUUUAAGUUUAUCUGGCAGAGGGAAAUGAAGACAGGGCCAGUAGGUGGAGAAAAAGGAGUUUAGGACUUGACGUCAGAAGGCUAGGUUGUGGCCCUGAAGCGCUUUUGAUCUUGUGCAAACCCCUUCACCCCCUGAGUGAGGAUCCUGUGUGUAGCUUGAGGGAUGUGCUUGACGUGGUCUUCAGAUUACUUUCUGGCUUUAAAGUUAGUGGUUCUCUGAUUUUACAGAGUUAAGGUUCUUGGGAUAUUAGUAAAGCCUUCCAUCAGUGCUGAUGCAAAGUGAAAUUUUUCUUAGGUCAAAUUUUAGUGUGGUUCAUUACAGCUUUCUCCAAGGACAGAAAUCCUCUGCAAAGGCAUACCGGGCUCCUGGCCCUCUCUUCUGCUCCAUUUAGCAGUCACAUGAACUGCAUGCAGACACACCUUUUAAUUAUUAGACAGUUCUAGGGCCAAUUAAACGUGAGUUGAAAUUGGCUUCGCAAAAGUAGCUUGCAGAGUGGGUUUUUUUCUGCUCUGAUUUACGAGGUCGUGGAAUGUAUAGUUCCCAUGCAGUCACAGUCGUCUUCCCUGGGAUCCUCUCCUUUUUGCAAACCUGUAUCCUGCCCGGAGGGUUCCUCCGGCGGGCUUUCCUCUGACACCUGCGGGGCUGUCUGUGCUGGUGUGUGGGAGGCGGUGGACGUGAGCGAGGCGCCGUGUUCUGGGCCGUUCGGAGAGGUUCAGGCCUUUACAAGCAAGGCUUUGAUUCUAUUUUUGCUGAACUAGCUCAGCCACUUCCUGUGUUUGGCCGCGCUUAGUGCCUCGCUUCACUGUGGCCACUUGAGCCCCGCGCGCUGCCGCAGCCGGUUAGAGAGACUAUUUUAGGUCCCCUCACAAUGGCCUUCUCAUUUCGUUGGCGAAAAUGAGCGAGUUGGGCUGGCAGUGGCCACUUGUUAGCCGAUGACAACUUUGACUUUGACUUGGGUUCCCCUCCCCCACCCGAAAUCCCUAGCUCAGCAAAUAUUUGAACCUGCCCAAGUUAAUCAUGAAGCCGUGAUCUUUAUCUGCGAGACGUGCGAGCGCCGCGGCUCUCUCCCUCCCGCGUCCGGCACCGCCGGCGUCCAGUGGCUGUGUCCAUGGGGAGCGGGCGGUGAGUGGCGCUGCGGCGGCCCCGGUCCCGGCCCGACGUCCGCGGCGGAGCCGGCGGGAGCGCUGUCGCGGAGCAGGCGCCUCUGGGGCUGAGGGGAGAGCGGGGGCGUCGUUCUCCUUGUCAGAGACCCGCCUGGCCUCGGGAAACUGCAGACAUGCAUAACCUGCAAACAUUGCCUCCUAAACCACCCAAACCCACUACUGUAGCCAACAACGGUAUGAAUAACAAUAUGUCCUUACAAGAUGCUGAAUGGUACUGGGGAGAUAUCUCAAGGGAAGAAGUGAAUGAGAAACUUCGAGAUACAGCUGAUGGGACCUUUUUGGUACGAGACGCAUCUACUAAAAUGCAUGGGGAUUAUACUCUUACACUAAGGAAAGGAGGAAAUAACAAGUUAAUCAAAAUAUUUCACCGAGAUGGGAAAUAUGGCUUCUCUGACCCACUGACCUUCAACUCUGUGGUUGAACUAAUAAACCACUACAGGAAUGAGUCCCUCGCUCAGUAUAAUCCCAAACUGGACGUGAAAUUGCUUUAUCCAGUAUCCAAAUACCAACAGGAUCAGGUUGUCAAAGAAGAUAAUAUUGAAGCUGUAGGGAAAAAAUUACAUGAAUAUAACACUCAAUUUCAAGAAAAAAGCCGGGAAUAUGAUAGGUUAUAUGAAGAUUAUACCCGUACUUCCCAGGAAAUCCAGAUGAAAAGAACAGCUAUUGAAGCAUUUAAUGAAACCAUAAAAAUAUUUGAAGAACAGUGCCAAAGCCAAGAACGGUACAGCAAAGAAUACAUAGAAAAAUUUAAACGUGAAGGCAAUGAGAAAGAAAUACAAAGGAUUAUGCAUAAUUAUGAAAAGUUGAAGUCUCGCAUCAGCGAAAUUGUGGACAGUCGAAGACGACUGGAGGAAGACCUGAAGAAGCAGGCAGCUGAGUAUCGGGAGAUUGACAAACGCAUGAACAGCAUUAAACCAGACCUCAUUCAGCUGAGAAAGACAAGAGACCAAUACUUGAUGUGGUUGACUCAGAAAGGUGUUCGGCAAAAGAAGCUGAACGAGUGGCUGGGCAACGAAAACACUGAAGACCAAUAUUCGCUGGUGGAGGACGAUGAGGACUUGCCGCACCACGACGAGAAGACCUGGAACGUUGGCAGCAGCAAUAGAAACAAGGCUGAAAACCUGCUCCGGGGGAAGCGAGACGGCACCUUCCUGGUCCGGGAGAGCAGUAAACAGGGCUGCUACGCCUGCUCCGUGGUGGUGGAUGGCGAAGUGAAGCACUGUGUCAUCAACAAGACGGCGACUGGCUACGGCUUUGCCGAGCCCUACAACCUGUACAGCUCCCUGAAGGAGCUGGUGCUGCAUUACCAGCACACGUCCCUCGUGCAGCACAACGACUCCCUCAACGUCACACUAGCCUACCCGGUAUACGCACAGCAGAGGCGAUGAAGCACUUGUCCUCUGAUCCUUCUCCUGGAGCUCAACCACCCCGAGGCCUCUGGAAAGCACAGGGCUCCUCUCCAGCCUGACCUGUCCCUGAGCUGAGGAAACCGCAGCCAUCUGCCUUCGAUGGGACUCGAGCUUUCGACAAAAAAGUAGAGGGGAAGACACGCAGCCUAGCACUGUGCGAGGACCAUACGCUUCUGGAGUCCUUGUCCUUUUUAAAUUUUUUUUUUUUUUUUGGUUUAAUUUAAAGCCACAAGGACACACACCACAAAGAGAAUAAGAAAUGCAAAAAUCUCUGCGUGCAGGGACAAAGAGGCCUUUAACCAUGGUGCUUGUUAAUGCUUUCUGAAGCUUUACCAGCUCAAAGUUGGGACCUUGUAGACCAGAGGGUGGAUGGGCUCGAGAGCCGUGGCCGGGGGACGCUCCAGCCGGGCUCCUGCAGCCUCGGUGUGAGCUGUGCACGGGGGACCCAGACACAUCGCACUGUGGAUUAUUUCAUUUUCUAACGGAUGAACGGUAUGUAGCAGAAAGGCACUUCGACUCACCAGAGACGUUUUGCGAGGACGCCCGCUCACAUACUUGCGGAGGAGAUUCAGGUGUAGCGGAGUUGUCAGACAGUGUUUCGUGUAGACUUUAAAAGACAAAAACCACCCCACCAACAGAACAGUGGAGCUUGGAAAAACCAGACUUUCAGAGGACAUUCAUUCUAUAAAAUAUGUACAUAACCAUGGAUGACUAACUAUCCAAUAGAUGGAUUUGUAUCAAUACCAAAUAGCUUCUGUUUUGUUUUCCUGAAGACUAAAUUCACAGUGCUAUGCAAUUCUUAAUUUUCAUUGUUAUCUCAGUUUUAAAUGUACUUUCAGAAUAAGCUUCCCCCACCCCACUUUUUGUUGCCUGAAAAUAUUAUGGUCCCUAACUUUUUGUUAAUAUUCAUUUUGUGAUUUCUUUUUUUAAAAGAAGAAAUGUGUACAGGAUGCCAGUAAAAAAAAAAAACAAAAAGAAAAAUGGCUUCAGAAUUAAAACUGAAUUAUUUUACAGUUUUUUCUUGUACAGAGUACUUGGCUGUUAGCCCAAGGUUAAAAAGUUCCUAACAGAUUUUUCUGGACUAAAUGUUUUGUUGGGCAGUGCCUGAUAAGCUUCAAAGCUGCUUUAUUCAAUAAAAAAAGAGAAAGAUAUAUGAAUAUGACAAAGUAUCGCUGAGUUCAACAAUGUUUCAAAACUCUUAAAAUACGGUACCGGGUAAUGUGUGCUUCGUUAGGAAUCGUGAACUUCUUGAAGCGAGGCGGGGGGGGCGGGCCAGGGUGGUUGCCCUUUCUCAUGAUUACAGAGAAAUGAGUAACUUCUCCUUCACUCUCUUCCCACUUGAUCUGCACAUAAUUACACAUUAAUUCCAAGUACAGACCUACUGGGACGCUAACACCACGGAGCAGGUCAGGGCGCCUUUGGGGCAGUGUCCGCCUUUGUUCGGAAUGAUCACUGCAUUUAGACCAUGUGUCUCUUCCAACAUUAGACUACUCCUGACCACCAGAAAACAUUCCCUUUAGGAAAAGCAUGAUCUGAAAAAAUAUUUUCGAUCCACCCAUUUGUUAUCUUCCCAGCUUUCCAUUCAGUUGAGAUCAUAGAGCAAACAAACGGGAUCCUCACCGUUCCUGAGGUGUGGAGCUCCUGAACAUCAUGGCCGCUUCGGGAAUCCUGGCCGUGCUUCUCAUUCAUUCAUCAGAGUCCUAGUGUGUCACACUGUGGGGGAAGGAAGAGGUUUGAGAGUGGUGGUUCCAGUUCUGGGUCUCUCUCCCUGGCUGACAUACGCAGAAUCUACUCUGUUCCUUGGCAGCUGUCUUGCUGUCGGGCAGCGCAGGAGGGGCGGGCCCUCCCAGAUACGUCCAGAGGGGGUCUCAAAACCACGGUUCUCCUUUCCCAGGAGUGCCUCAGCCACGGCUUGCUCUCUGACCCUGGGGAGGGUUUUUCUGUUUUGGCUUUCCACGUUGCUCCUUUUAAAACUCCUCCUGCAAUAAAUCAGUCUAGCCACUGACUCCACCAACUGUAAAAUGUAUUUUUUUCUUCUUUACGUGAUGCUAUUCAUUCUCAAGAGCAAUAGUCAGUCUCACGGCCAGACCGUCAGCCCUCACACUUGACCGUACUGAUCUGACCGCCUCCCUCUCAUCACACAGCUGAGCAUCCCCCUGGUUGUGGUCUGUCAGCGUCCACUUUAAAACCCUUCUCCUUCACAUGGAAGUCUGACGACUAAGUAAUAGUGGUUUAUAAACCAGCAUUUUGUGGGGGGUUGAUAGCACAUCCAUGAAUGCUGUUAGGUAUGGUUUUCAUUUACUAUCUGAACUACAAGCUCUAAGAUGGAAUGCUUCAUUAAAAGACAGUUUUGUUAAUGUUUCUGGCUCAACACUCGCAAGACGGCACGGUAGUUAGGCACCUGCCUUGUUUGCAUUUCACAAAACAAAUGCGAUGGGAGGUUUCUCUGAACAGCAAAGGCAGGAUUCAUCGCUCCCUAUUAAGGUGUAACUCACUAGGUCUCUGAUGUUACCCCUCUGCCAAAUGCCUUUUCAGUUGCGUGUAGCAUGCCCACUGCAUUCGUCCAGAUAGAUGUUUGACCAGAAGGGCUCUGGGUUCAGUCAGACAGUCUUCUAAUAACACUGAGUGGCUCCUGCGUAUGAAUGGAUACAGCAGAGGCACUCCUGAUAACAUGCUUUUCUGCAUGCACUGCUUCUCCCCACCCAGUGUAACAUCCUCAAGAUAAAAGCCAGAUGCUAAGCUAGCUGCAGAGAGGCUGGAUAGGGCUGUACAAGUGGGAGCACUGGGCCCUGAUACUACACACAGAAGAAAAAUCAGAACCGCGUGAAAAGGCAAAAAGCAUGUGUUUGCAACAUCUGACAAGUUCACGGCCCUUGAUAUAUGUAUAUAUGUAUAUGUGCAUGGACUGUUUCCAGUACACCUUUCAGCCAGAACAGAUCCACAGUCGUUGAGUUCAAGUACAUAACAAGCAAAUGUCUAGUACAAUUCUUGUGUAUGUGUGUGGGUGGAGUUCCCCCCACCUUUGAAGUUGCUUUGUUUGGUCUCAAAAAGGUGAAAACUGUUUGCAAGUCAAGUGAGAAGUUCAUAAUUCUUUGGCUUUUUUUCUGCUUUUCAACGUGACUCUUUUGGGGGAGCUGGUCUGGAUGACUCGCUUAACUUGGAAAUCCUCCGUUUUUGGUGUGUUGAGUCAAAUGUGUUUAUGUGAGCUGUCACUGUGGGGAAUCAAUUGCUUUGUCAUAUAGCUGGUUAUGAACUAGUGACGUGUUUGGGAGUCCUACUGAUGUUCCUUAAUGGGAGAAAACUCUGCUGGUUUUAACACCUGUGCUUUGGCUAUGCAUGGUACACAGUCGGAACACAGACCCUGAAAUCGGACUUCAGGGCCUUUUAAGGAAGGGGCAGUUUAAAGCACAAUGCCUCACAUGGGACAAAGUUUGAAAAUACCAAAUUCUUAUUUUUUAAAAAUCUAGUUGUAUAAACUAUUAGUAUUACGAGUAGCAAAGGAACAGAAUUGGGUUCAUUGGAAACACUAUUCCGCUUAAGGUUAACCUUGUCACCAUGAGAUAGCAUUAGCUGCUCAGGAUGCUGCUAUUAAAAAAAAAAAAAAUUUUAAAAAAAAGCAAAACAAAAAAACUCAUUUAUAUGUGUGUAUUUUUUAAAGCUACGAUCUGUUCAAUGUUUUUACAAAUCUGUUUAUAUGACAUUGUUAAAAUAAAGUUGGUCUUUUGACGAGAGGGAGGAGGUCAUGGUCAGUUGUAAUUUUGCCUUUACAAGGCAACGGGGGUGGGGGGUGGGGGGAGUGUGCCUCCUUGACAUUUUGUUCAAGCUAUAGAUUCAGUGGAGCUCUGUCUUGUUGUUUUAAGUUGCUUUGACGCAUUGUAUUAGGUCUUCAAACAGAAUAAAGGUUGUUUUGAAACUGAA
Suricata suricatta (meerkat) is the source of this 7454-nucleotide messenger RNA. It is a transcript of the gene PIK3R1, whose product is annotated as phosphoinositide-3-kinase regulatory subunit 1. The transcript has 10 exons. Gene Ontology annotation, biological process: phosphatidylinositol phosphate biosynthetic process; insulin receptor signaling pathway. The record is from RefSeq and is a predicted model, not a curated record. Gene Ontology annotation, cellular component: phosphatidylinositol 3-kinase complex. NCBI's taxonomy places the organism in Eukaryota, Metazoa, Chordata, Mammalia, Carnivora, Herpestidae. The coding region runs from base 2241 to 3515 and encodes 424 amino acids. Gene Ontology annotation, molecular function: protein binding; 1-phosphatidylinositol-3-kinase regulator activity.